GGGCAACACGCGGGUGGAGGAGGCCUGUGAGAUGUACACCAGGGCUGCCAACAUGUUCAAGAUCGCCAAGAACUGGAGCGCGGCAGGGAACGCGUUCUGCCAGGCGGCCAAGCUGCACAUGCAGCUGCAGAGCAAACACGACUCGGCCACCAGCUUCGUGGAUGCCGGGAACGCCUACAAGAAAGCAGAUCCACAGGAGGCCAUCAACUGCUUAAAUGCAGCUAUUGAUAUCUACACCGACAUGGGGCGCUUCACCAUCGCGGCCAAGCACCACAUCACCAUCGCCGAGAUCUACGAGGCCGAGCUGGUGGAUAUUGAGAAGGCGAUUGCACACUACGAGCAGGCUGCUGACUACUACAAAGGAGAGGAGUCCAACAGCUCGGCCAACAAGUGUCUGCUGAAGGUGGCUGCCUACGCCGCGCAGCUGGAGCAGUACCAGAAGGCCAUCGAGAUCUACGAGCAGGUUGGGACCAACACGAUGGACAACCCUUUGCUCAAGUACAGCGCCAAGGAGUAUUUCUUCAAAGCUGCUCUGUGCCACUUCAUCGUGGACGAGCUCAACGCGAAGCUCGCGCUUGAGAAGUAUGAAGAGAUGUUCCCAGCGUUCACGGACUCCCGGGAGUGCAAGCUCUUGAAAAAACUGCUGGAAGCCCACGAGGAACAGAACUGCGAGGCCUACACCGAGGCGGUGAAGGAGUUCGACUCGAUAUCGCGGCUGGAUCAGUGGCUCACGACCAUGCUGCUGCGCAUCAAGAAAUCCAUCCAGGGGGAGGGGGACGGGGACCUCAAGUGA
Messenger RNA from Nestor notabilis (Kea), 793 nucleotides. Its product is annotated as beta-soluble NSF attachment protein. The annotation marks the transcript as partial. NCBI's taxonomy places the organism in Eukaryota, Metazoa, Chordata, Aves, Psittaciformes, Psittacidae. Gene Ontology annotation, molecular function: syntaxin binding; soluble NSF attachment protein activity. Gene Ontology annotation, biological process: synaptic transmission, glutamatergic; SNARE complex disassembly; regulation of synaptic vesicle priming. Gene Ontology annotation, cellular component: vacuolar membrane; synaptobrevin 2-SNAP-25-syntaxin-1a complex; terminal bouton. The transcript is spliced from 10 exons. The record is from RefSeq and is a predicted model, not a curated record.